GUGGGGGCGCGGGCGGCACGUGGCGCCCGGUGCUCCCGCCCCGCGCCCGGGCAUGGAGCGGCGGCGCGCGCCCGCCGCCCCCCCCCGGUACGGGCGGCGCCGGUUCUGGGACGAGCUGUACCGGCGGGAGGGCGCCGAGACCUGCGAGUGGCUGGGGAGGCUCUCCCGGUUUCUCCCGCAGCUGGAGCCCGAGCUGCGCCCCGGUGACCGCAUCCUCGUCCUCGGCUGUGGCAACAGCGCCCUGAGCCACGACCUGUACGAGCUGGGCUACACCGACGUCACCAGCAUCGACUUCUCGGCCGCCUGCAUCGCGGCCAUGCGCGCCCGCUACGCCCGCUGCCCCGGCCUGCGCUGGGCCGUCAUGGACAUCCGCGCCCUCACCUUCCCCGACGCCUCCUUCGACGUGGUGCUGGAGAAGGGCACCCUCGACGUGCUCAUGGUGGAGGAAACCGACCCCUGGCAUGUCUCGCCCCAGGCAGCCGCCGCGAUGCACCGGGUGCUGGCAGAGGUGAGCCGGGUGCUGCGCCCGGAGGGCUGCUUCAUCUCCAUCACUUUCGCCCAGCCCCACUUCCGCAAGCCCCACUAUGCCCAGGAGGCCUUUGGCUGGUCCCUGCGCCACGCUGCCUGCGGGGACGGGGACGCCGGUGCCUUCCACUACUUCCUGUACGUCAUGCGCAAGGGGCAGCCCCUGGAGCCCCGGGACGUGGCCUUGGGGCGCCGCCUGCACCAGCCCACCCCGGCCCCCGCCCCGCCGCCGGCCCCCGCCCCCCCGGAUGACGACGAGGACUAUCUCCUCGCCAUCCAGCUGUGACCCAGGGGCUUGCCUGCCUGCCCCCACCCAAUAAAGCCUUAAGAUGCUCCAUCCUCA
Molecule: messenger RNA, 868 nt
Organism: Haemorhous mexicanus (house finch)
Lineage: Eukaryota; Metazoa; Chordata; Aves; Passeriformes; Fringillidae
Gene: EEF1AKMT4
Product: EEF1A lysine methyltransferase 4
Exons: 3
Coding region: 53-811 (252 amino acids)
Molecular function (GO): S-adenosylmethionine-dependent methyltransferase activity
Source: RefSeq, a predicted model, not a curated record